AUGUCCAACCCAGACGAGCAUAGCCUCGACCCACUUAACAGCUCAUGCUGCAUAUGUUUUGACGCAUAUGGUACUGGUGGCAUGCACCCCAGAGCUGAAGCUCCAAUCCAGCUUGCAUGUGGGCACAUAUUCGGGGACAAGUGCCUCUCAAAAUGGAUCUCCACCAAAAGUACCUGCCCACUCUGCCGUUCCAACGUCCAGCUAGCUCCCAAGAAUCAGCCCCAUUCGGUUCCGGGCCAGAGCUUCAGUCAUGAAGACCUCAGCCCUUUUCACGAUGUGGAGUACGACACUAACACCGACGGCGAGUCCGAAGCUGAAGACGAAUUCUUCGACGCGCAAGAGCAGAUUGUGAGCUCAGAGAGAGGUUCUAGCCUUCUGGACGAAGACUUGUGGCUGGCUGCUGCUGCAUACGAAGAAAAUGCCUCAUUCUUUGCAUGUGUCAAGCCUGGUUUCGAGCAUUUCGCUGAGUCCGUCACUCCCGUCAGAGACAAGUUUUUUGACGAGCUCGUCGACUGCCACGAGCAGUGGAUGACUGAAUCAAUGUACGACGAUGAAGGUGAAGGCGGGUUUUCCAUCAGCUACUAUGAUGUGUUCCCAUACUAG
Messenger RNA from Parastagonospora nodorum SN15, 603 nucleotides. RefSeq lists its product as hypothetical. Lineage: Eukaryota; Fungi; Ascomycota; Dothideomycetes; Pleosporales; Phaeosphaeriaceae. The transcript has a single exon. The record is from RefSeq and is a predicted model, not a curated record. The coding region runs from base 1 to 603 and encodes 200 amino acids.